Thelazia callipaeda (thelaziosis nematode) is the source of this 702-nucleotide messenger RNA. The record is from the annotation of a GenBank genome assembly. Lineage: Eukaryota; Metazoa; Nematoda; Chromadorea; Rhabditida; Thelaziidae.
AUGGUGCAAGAUCGAAGUACAUCAAAACAAAAUGAUGGUAGAAUUAUAGCAAACAAAAGCUUAAUGAUAGAGAACAGGUAUCGUGGUGAGCUAUCUGUUCUAGAGAAGUAUCGUUAUGAUCUUAGUCGUGCGCAACUUAAAGCAAGCUCACGAACAUCAGCUUUGUUAGCAGGUUUUGCAAUGGUUGCCCUUGUAGAGUUGCAAUAUGAUCAAGCAACGCCACCAUAUUUAUUGAUAAUAUUUGGUGUAGUUACAACACUUCUUGUAUCCGUUCAUCUUCUCGCAUUAAUGAUGUCGACUUGUAUAUUGCCUUACAUGGAAGCAAACGGUUGUACACAAGAUUCACCGCAUAUUCGACUUAAAUUUUACAUUGAUUUGUCAUGGUUGUUUAGUACAUGCGUUGGCUUAAUGUUAUUUCUUAUCGAAAUUGGAGUGAUAUUUUUCGUAAAAUUCUAUUCAGUUAAUUAUAUCACUGCCGCAUAUGUAACAACUGUCAUGUUGAUACCUAUUGUUGUGGUGUUCACAAUAUUUUCAUGCCUUAUACAUAAAAGUCGAUUUAUUCAUUCGAUGGAUCGUGUGGGGACAAAAGUAAUCGACUUACAAAAAUUUCUAGUUGAGAAUGAUCGAACUUUGCAGAACAUAUCUACUGUUGCUGGGGCGUCUGCAGUCGUUAAGCAGUCUUCGGUAGGUCGUAGUUUGUGA